UAUCUGUUACAAUUACUGGAACAUCAACAAUGGAGUCUUCAAGAAUUAGUUUGCGUGCAUUCAGAGAGACAGAUGUUGAUGAUGUGAUGACAUGGAUCAGUGAUGAUCGAGUAACUCGGGCCAUCCGAUGGGACACUUUGAAUUCGAAACAAGAAGCAUUGACCUUCAUCAAGGAAGUGUGUAUACCUCAGCCUUGGCAUGUAUCAAUAUGUAUAGACGGUCGAUCCAUCGGAUUCCUAUGGGUGGUCUAUCCAUCAUUGGGUCCUGACAAGGAUCAAGCUGCAGAUAUAGGUUACGCGAUUGCAGUUGAGUACUGGGGGCAGGGGAUUGCUACUAAGGCACUCAAAAUGGCAAUACCUAAAGUGUUCAAUGACUUUCCUGGAAUAGUAAAGCUUCAAGCUUUUGCUGUCGUGGAGAACAAGGCUUCUCAUAGGGUUUUGGAGAAGGCUGGGUUUCUAUACCAAGAUUCGUUAACUUGGCAUGGCAACUUCAAGGGAAAGGUAGAUGCUGUUGAUUUGGUAAUUUACAGUUUACUGUCCAAAGACGUUGCUCCUCCAAGUUCUUAAUUUCAAAAGAAUGUAACUCUAUGAUGUGCAAGUUCAGUUUCUUUUAUGUACUAGUACUAUUUAUUAAAAGCUACUUUGCUACUUCCAUGUAAAAGGAUGGUUCUAGGAGUAGAAAAAUAUGGUGACUAGUUCCAAAUCAAGUGAAAUUUGGUUGGUUGGCCUGAUUACAAUUUUA
Lycium ferocissimum is the source of this 741-nucleotide messenger RNA. RefSeq lists its product as uncharacterized. NCBI's taxonomy places the organism in Eukaryota, Viridiplantae, Streptophyta, Magnoliopsida, Solanales, Solanaceae. The coding region runs from base 30 to 566 and encodes 178 amino acids. The transcript has a single exon. The record is from RefSeq and is a predicted model, not a curated record. Gene Ontology annotation, molecular function: acyltransferase activity, transferring groups other than amino-acyl groups.